This is a messenger RNA of Pungitius pungitius (ninespine stickleback), 4128 nucleotides long. Its product is annotated as insulin-like growth factor-binding protein 4. Gene Ontology annotation, cellular component: extracellular region. Bases 648 to 1433 code for a protein of 261 amino acids. Gene Ontology annotation, biological process: regulation of insulin-like growth factor receptor signaling pathway. The record is from RefSeq and is a predicted model, not a curated record. Lineage: Eukaryota; Metazoa; Chordata; Actinopteri; Perciformes; Gasterosteidae. The transcript is spliced from 4 exons. Gene Ontology annotation, molecular function: insulin-like growth factor I binding; insulin-like growth factor II binding.
AGAGAGCUUGAGCCUGGGUUUUCUUUGCCGUGCUUUUCAGCUCCUCUGUGACUGGAGAAAGAGGCGUGUCCACGGACCAGUAUAAAGUCCAAGGAGAGCCACUCGUGUUGAGCCAUUCUCAGCAGCGAGUCCUUCACACUGCACACCGGCAAAAGGAGGAAACUGCAGCUGUUAUUUAAAACCGUGCCUUUUUUGAUUACCUGCUUUGCAUUUGGACACUUGUAGACCAGAUUCUUUCUUUUUUUUUGGGGCGUUUCAAUAGAGGACGGUCGAGUCUCCGGACUCAAACUGGAAGAGAGAGCAAGACCCACCUGAACACAGUGGUGGAUAUCCGUCCUGUUCAUGCCAACAUAACAAAAACUACUUCUUAUCACUACUACAUUCGCCAGCCGAGCGGCUCAAGAGCAGGCUCCAAUUUCUGCGCUGUGAAAUUGAAUUAGAGGAGCAGAGGAUUUGUAUCUCUGCAAUUGAAACACUAACCAGCUGAAAAUAUAAAAGACGACCUCGGACAAGCCUCGAACCUCCCUCGCAAGUCUAAAAAUCUCCUGUUCAAGUAGAAAGCCAUCACAACAUUCAGAGGAGAAGGAAGCAGAGGGGAGCGUACACACGCGGGUGACGGAUUGCACGCAGGCGCCUCCUGGGCUGCCAUGGUGCGCGGAGGUGCCGCAGCAGUAGCUCCGUCCUGCUGGGGCCUUUGGGCAUUCGGCGCCCUGUCGAUGGCGGCACUGUGCUUGUCGGACCAAGCCAUCCGUUGCCCGCUGUGCUCCGAGGAGAGGCUGGCCAGCUGCCGCCUGCCGGACGGCUGCGAGGAGACCGUGCGCGAGGCGGGCUGCGGAUGCUGCCCCACCUGCGCCCUGCCAAAAGGGGCGCACUGUGGCGUCUACUCGCCCCGAUGUGGCACGGGCUUCCGCUGCUACCCGCCGCGUGGCGUGGACAGGCCACUGCACUCACUGAUGCACGGCCAAGGGGUGUGCACUGAUGAGAGGGAGUUGGAGGAGAACUCAGCCAUGGAAAGGCAGGAUGAGAUCAUUCCUGACCACCCAAACAACAGCAAUAUCCGCUGCAGUCCGCAGGACAAGCGUUGCAUACAGAAGAACCUGGCAAGACAUCCUCCCAAAUCCACUAAUCAGAGAAGCAACACUGCCAGGGAGGAGACCAAGGCAGCGCUGGCCCCGUGUCGUGCUGAGCUGCAGAGGGCGUUGGACAGACUGGCGUCCAACAGCCGCACACACGACGACCUCUUCACGAUCCCCAUACCCAACUGUGACAAGAACGGAGACUUCCAUCUCAAGCAGUGCCAUCCUGCACGCGAUGGCCUGCGGGGAAAGUGCUGGUGUGUGGAUCAGAAGACGGGCAUGAGGCUGCCAGGCCCACUGGAGCUCCGAGGGGAUCUGGACUGUCACCAGUUGAUGACCGCAACCCUGAGAGAUUGAAGGGUGGAGAGGCAGCGAGGGUGCAGCACCAGCAGACUUCUACUGGCGUAUAACAGUAGAACUACACGAGGAAGAGACUCUACUCUACAGCCUCGCUUCACCUGAGGCCAACUGUACUUUGAGCCUGCGCCACGAAAAAGGAAACCAUUGUUUUUUUUGUUGCUAUUUUGUUUUUGUCCGUGAGAGUAUGUGAGUCUUUCUAGCACUUGUUGUGUGUUGUGUUGUUUCUACUAUGUGAACUUAACAGCGUUAGGUCUUAAGACACGUGUGCUUUAAAGUUACAUGUGGAAGAAAAAAAUCAAUCCACAGAUAACAGUUGUAACUGUGACUGUUGUUAGAGAGCAAAACAGAGUCAGUAGGGAUUUUUUGAAAAGAAUGAAAAUGUGUCAACCCGCCAGAUAAUCAGACCCAAGCUAGGACAGGAUCUGUUAACAUUGAUUUUAAUCUUUCUGGAGCACGAGGCCAGGUGGAAUUACCGCAUCAGGGCAAUCCACAAAGAUUCCUUAAAAGAUUGCGAACUAGUUUGUCACAAAAUAUGCAGAAUUGGUUGCAACGCAUUGCUCUGAUUCCACUGCCCUAUAUGUCAUAAACCCCACUCACCUGGUCAGAACAAAGAGAAAGAGGGUCCGCAAACACACAGUCGGGUUUAACGACGACACGAGAGCAGCGAUAAAAGAAAGGGAUGAGAACAGAUAAAGUGAACGAGGAGACGGGGGCAACAAAGGAAUCCAGCGAACCCCUGCUGUGAGUUACCAAAUGAUAGGCUUUCAUAGCUUUUUCGUAACAUCAAAGCCAAAGUGUAAAGUGAGAUUAGUUUGAACGACUUGAACGAUUUGCUUCGUCUCCCGGUGGUAAAGCCUUCUUCUUCCUCUCUAGCAUCGAGCUCCAAAGGACUUGCCGCGUAGCGGGGCUAGAAGCUCUGUGCGCUGCUGAUAGGAUAAUCUUAUUCCUACAGCUGGAGCCAAGUUCCCAGUGUGACUUUCAUUUCUAGAUGAAUGUGCUUCAAAAUACAGGAUUUUUCUCCAAACAGACUGCUUGGCAGACCUUCGAUGGUGCUAUAUACUGAGUGUGCCAAAAUACACAAUAAACCUUUUUGAGCAUUUUUGGGGAUUGUUAUAGAAGACUUUUCAGGAAGUGGAGCAGUUACCAUCAUGUGUGAGGAACAGCAACAUGUGUGACCGUCUGCACUUACUGUUUUAAAUUUUUGUUGUUUUGAAGUGUUUUGAACGGUAAUGUUAAAAUAUAUGAGAAACAUCCCACCAUCACUGCAGCUACAACUGGCUUAUUGUUUCAUUGGCCUGUGUUUUAAAUUGCAGGCGUGAUGUCUCUUAAAUAUACAAGUUGCAAUGAUUAAACUCCGGGCAGCGUAGCAAGUCUUGGUUAACAUGAAGCUUUGAAUGGAGGAGGUGCAGCAGUAAAGAUAGCCUGGUGUUUAUGCGCAAACAAGAAUUUCUUCUUUUAAUUUGACUAGUUUUAUAUUGUCUGAAGGGCCUGACACUAAGAAGUUAAGGAGUGUUUUACCAGUAUAAAUUACGUAGUGUGGAUAGAUGGACAGAAUUAGCGUUGCUGCCCACGCAGAACACCAUCAAACGUCAACCUUACGAAUCAAUGGUGUUGAUUCUGUUCCACGGAUGUUUGUGUUCUUUCUAUGCCUCCACAUACCGAUAUCAUCCAGUAAUCUUAUUAAAGUAUUAAAGCACAACACUCUAACGGGAGGUCCAUUCAGCUCCACAGUCAUUAAGAAGGGCCAUGAAAACUAUGGCUGUUAUCAUUGUUAUAUUGUGUGUUUGCACAUUUUUUCAUUAUUCAGUUUGUUGUAAAUGGAAGUAAAGGAGAAAAGUUCAUUCUGGUGCUUUUCUCAUUCUGUGUUUAUCCUUGGUUUAACACCGGCGGGGGGGGGGGGGGGGGGGGGGUGUAGUAGUCAGUCCGCUUUUAAAUUCCAGACUUUUUCAAGGGAAGGUAAUUUUGGGGGAAAGGGGGGAGGUUAAAAUGAUUUGCCGCGAUUUAUUGUUAUCUCAACACAGCAGAGUGGGGGCAGUUAGAUACUCUAUUGGCCAACCCGAUUCCCAAGAUUAACAUCAGACUGAGAAGUUCUCCAUUUUAUCUUGCAUCCUCUAUGCAUCCUCAGGUGACAUUUUGGAAAUCAAGCUUUCUACUAUUUGUAAACCUAAGAAAUGAAAUAUUGUGUUUUUAGUGCACUUUGACUUCUAUCACUUUGCUACAAAACAAACUCAUGCUUUUGCAAUAUAUUGGCAUCCUAUAUGUGUAGCCGGUAUAAACUAAUCUAAUGUAACAAAACUACAUUGAAUCAUUGCUACCGCUUAGAAUUGUCAAAAACAAAAUAGCACAAAACUUUGUGCAAAGAAUACCAGCAAAGCAUCAAUACUCAGUGAUUUGCAUGCACAAACUCCUUCUAAUCAUUCAUCAACUAAUGAAUAGUUACUAAACACAUGUUUCUGUCAAUGGUAAUAUUUGAGAGGAGAGAGGAAAUGGAAAAAGGUUUUGGCUUUGACAUUGUAAAGGCCUUCUAACUAACAUAAGCUGUGUAUUACUUAGGCUAUAGUGGGUUGCUUGAUCUGUUAUUGCAUUUCUCUGGAAUAGACUGUCAUGUUUGGCUUUGAUAUUAUCGAUUAACGUCUAGAAGAUAUUAAUUCAUGUUUGCAUGCAUACAAAUGGACCAAGUUUAGAAACAGUU